AUGCAGAAUUCAGGCAGUCUCCACUCUGAAGAAAUACCUUGCAAGGUCAAAGAAUGUGUGCUAAAGGAAAAAUUGGGAAGACCUCUAGACAGUUAUAGUACAGAAACUGAACAAGGAGUAGCACAAGCAAUUAUUCGCUCUGUCAUUGAUUUUAAGAGAGAUCCAUGGCCUAAAGUUUCAGACAAUGCAAAGGAUCUUGUAAAGAAAAUGCUUGAUCCUGACCCAAAGAGCCGGCUUACAGCUCAGGAAGUGCUUGAGCAUCCGUGGAUACAAAAUGCAAAGAAGGCUCCAAAUGUCACACUGGGCGAAACUGUGAAAGCAAGGCUUAAACAAUUUUCAGUGAUGAACAAGCUCAAGAAAAGAGCUUUAAAGGUGGUGGCUGAGCAUCUGUCGGUGGAGGAAGUGGCAGGAAUAAAGGAAGCAUUCGAUAUGAUGGACACCAGCAAGAGGGGCAAGAUAAAUCUUGAGGAGCUCAGAAAUGGUUUGCAAAAGCUUGGUCACCAGAUCCCUGAUGCAGACCUUCAAAUCCUGAUGGAAGCUGCUGAUGUUGAUAGAGAUGGAACUCUGAAUUGUGGGGAGUUUGUUGCUGUUUCUGUUCAUCUUAGAAGGAUGGCCAAUGAUGAGCACCUACAUAAAGCUUUUGCAUUCUUUGAUCAAAACCACACUGGUUAUAUAGAGAUUGAAGAGCUGCACGAUGCCUUGAAUGAUGAAGAUGAGAUUAACAGUGAGGAAGUUAUCCAAGCCAUUAUGCAUGAUGUUGACACAGAUAAGGAUGGGCGCAUAAGUUAUGAGGAAUUUGCUGCAAUGAUGAAGGCAGGUACAGAUUGGAGGAAAGCAUCGAGGCAAUACUCACGAGAACGAUUUAACAGUCUCAGCUUAAAUUUGAUGAGGGAUGGCUCGCUACAUUUAACCAAUGGAGGUAGAUGA
Ilex paraguariensis (yerba mate) is the source of this 927-nucleotide messenger RNA. The record is from the annotation of a GenBank genome assembly. NCBI's taxonomy places the organism in Eukaryota, Viridiplantae, Streptophyta, Magnoliopsida, Aquifoliales, Aquifoliaceae.